AUGAUCGUAGAAGUCGCAGUGUCGCUAUUCCUUAUUUGGACUAUUUGGUACAUCAGUAAUACCUGUAUAAAGAAACAAGGAAUGCCCUCCGGAUCCUUUCCCUUCCCAUGGAUUGGCAAUGUACCUCAUGUAACAUCCGACCAAGCAUUUCCUUUCAGGAAAUUGUCGAAAGAAUAUGGAGAAAUCUUCACUGUAUUCAUGCCCAAUGGAACGUUUGUUGUACUAAAUACCGCAUCACUCGCAAGAAAUGCAAGACUUGGCACAAAAGACGACGUUGCCGGCAGGUCAUCCGAAUUAACUAAUUAUCCGUUGGAACUUAUAUUAGGGAAGGACGUUGUCUUUUCAGAUUACUCAGCCGGGUAUUUAUUUCGCAAGAGAGUGUUUAAAUCAUCACUUCAUGUAUUUGGAUCCGGUCUUGGGCAAGCUGAAGACCGUGCAAGACAUGCCGUUCAACUUGCACUGCAAGAAAUUGAAAAAUGUCAAUCGUUCUCGCCAAACGAACUUGUCCCAUCAACAAUAUUUGCACAAGUUUGGGAAUGGUUAACAUCUAAGAAGAUAACUCUCGAUGAUCCGACCAUAAGUUUAUUUAAAGAAAUACAAGGGAUAAUAAUGAAUCAGUCUAGGGAAAGAUCCAUAUAUCUUUUGAUACCAUUCCUUGGAUACAUAACAAACUACAACCGUAAGAUAGAGAAGGCAAAAGAUAUCAAGAAACGGCUAUUGCCACACGAAUUCUCUGCUCACCGUGAGACCUACACUCCAGGUGUCAUACGGGAUUUGACAGACAGCUUCAUCGGUGCCUACGAGAAAGAGAUUGCAAACUGGACAGGCAAGGCCAUCGGGUCGAUAGAAGAUGUACCUGACUUAAUGUUAGAUGUUGUUUUAACAGCAAUAGAUACAGUCUCAACUACAAUUUGUUGGUUUAUUCUUUAUAAUGUCUUACAUCAAGAUAUUCAAGCAAAACUCCACAAGGAGCUUGAUGACGUGGUAGAAAAUGAUCGCCUUCCAUGCUGGAAAGAUGCUCAGAACAUGCCUUAUUUACAGGCUACUUUAUGCGAAGUACUACGAAGAUCAGAUAUUGUUCCACUCACAGCAACAACUGUUAUUCGUGAUACAACUAUCGGUGGUUAUCAUAUUCCAAAGAAUACAAAUAUCGUCAUAAAUAUUAACGAAAUCCAUCAUGACCCAAAAGAAUUGCCCGAACCUAAUGAAUUCAAGCCUGAACGAUUUCUUGACAAUGAUGGAAAGUUUGUGGGUUGGACAACGAAACAUGCUUUCAUGCCCUUUGGACUUGGUCGCAGAGAAUGUCUCGGUCAGCUUUUUGCAAGGAUCGUGAUGUUCACAUUUGCAUCAACGUUGCUACAUCUCUACAAGAUUGAGCUUCCUGAGGGAGCGGAGAAACCAACUACUUCACCCAUUGGUCUGCAAAUUCAUCACCCUAAAGAUUUCACAGUUGUGGCGAAAAAAAGACAUUAAUAUAAGUGUUUACAUGGAGAAAGAUCUUCCCUUGAAAUUAUUUCAAUCACAUUACGUUUUCAUUAAGUCUUUAAAUUUGUUCAUAAAAUGGAAUAAUCACGCAGAAUAAUCGGUACGAGAGUGUUAGAUUUCCCCCCUUUUCGAACAACUUAACGACAAUGAUUAUCAGUCGAUCAAUUUUCAGUGUUCCAUUACUUUUCGCUUGCGGAAGGAAUGGUAGUUGCAAUUUUGCAUACACUAUAAUGUACAAUGG
Molecule: messenger RNA, 1726 nt
Organism: Paramuricea clavata
Lineage: Eukaryota; Metazoa; Cnidaria; Anthozoa; Malacalcyonacea; Plexauridae
Source: the annotation of a GenBank genome assembly